Messenger RNA from Paralichthys olivaceus (Japanese flounder), 7380 nucleotides. RefSeq lists its product as uncharacterized. The record is from RefSeq and is a predicted model, not a curated record. Lineage: Eukaryota; Metazoa; Chordata; Actinopteri; Pleuronectiformes; Paralichthyidae.
GGAAGACAUUCACAUGGAUGUCCCGCCUGGAAACGCUGGAGACGUCGUGUUCAAGCCCAGGACCAAUCAGUCCUCUGAUGUGGAUCUGAUGCGACAUGGCCAGGUGGUGAACCCACGGGCCCGUCUCAACUUCCUGGGCCACCUGGUGCUAGAGGACGUACAGGAGGAGGACGAGGGCGUGUACGUCAUCAAGAACAGCAACAACCCCAACACAGUCAAGCAGCUCGUCCUUAUCGUUCGGGACUGCGCCUUGGAGCAAGUGGUGAAGUACGGAGAAACCUUCUACAUCCGCCUUAACCACAUCGAAGGCCCCAUCACCCUGGAGUUCAGGCCCAGUCUGAUUCAGUCCAAUCAAACCGAGAUACAGCAAACUACAGAGCCUCUGCCCGUGGUGCUGUACAACCAGACGGCGGUGUCGGCGGACGAAUACGUGGGACGCCUGAGUGUGACGGAGAAACUGGUGACUCUGCACUUGGUCCGGAUGACGGACGAGGGGAGCUUUACAGUACUGGACCACGAGGGCAAAAUCAGGAAGAGGAACUGUCUUAAUGUCAGAGAGCACCAGAACUUCAUGCGCCUCUCCUACGGAGAAAACCUAAAGAUGAAACUCUACCUGCACCACUCCAACGUUAACAUCGUCUACAAGCCCAAAUCAGACAAUAAGGACAGAGUCAUCCUGGACCAGGGGGUUCUGGUGAUGCCGAUAGAUCCUCUGCUGGAGGGCAGGCUGACAGUGGAGGGGUCGGAGCUCAUCAUGAAGAAGGUCCAAAUGGCGGACAGCGGCAUCUUCAGAGUGACAGACCUCGCCGGGUUUCCUGUGGCUCAGGUCGAUAUAGAAGUAGAGGCCUACAAGCUGCCUCGCCUGACCGUGGCCAUUCUCUGCAUGCUGUGUCUGAUCGCCUUCAUGCUGCUGGUGUGUCUGCUGUCCUGCCUCUACAAAGUGCACAAGAGGAACAAAAAGAACAAAAAGCUCAUGCUCAUUGCGCAGCAGGCUGGCAAGGGCGAUGGCGAUGCUUUCAGACAGGUGGUCCAUGAGGUGUACACCAGGUUCACAGAGGAAUCUCUGACGCAGUCCGUGUGUGAUAAGCCCUCGGAGAGCACAGAGGUCACCAUCAAGGGCCUUGAGGUGUCCAAACCAGGCCGCUACCAUGCUCUCAGCUCAGACAACUUUCUGGAGAUGAGCGACUCUGGAGUGGAGUUCACCGGCUCCGGUCUCCCGCUAGACAGCGACACUGAUGCUGCGAUGACCUACGCCUCCCACAAACCCCUCCUGAGCGCUGUUUCUCCGACAGCCAUGACCAGUGGAGUUCAGUCAGAGAGCCAAGAGGCCACUCUCGUCCCUGAUGGCGACCUCAGUGCCAGCCAGACCCCUGACUCUGCCAUGAGCAAAAGCCCUGCCUCCAAUCCUCGCUCAAUUGCAGCUGCGACCCCUGAUGGCAGCCUGUGUGGUGCUGCAUCGCCGGGAACAGCCUCCAGGGGCACUGCUGGAUCAUCUUCAGCCAAGACAGACGAAGGGGCUGAAAGCGGAGAAGCUGGGCAGAAAGAGGAAUCAGCUUCGAGCACCUGAGAGGAUCGACCACAAUGUUUUUUAAUCUCAUAUCUCCUCAUACACUGAUGACAUCCACUUCUGGCUCUGUGUUUAAGAGAACCUUAUCAUAUAACCACCACCGAGUCCACGAUCACUGCACUGCAAACAUCACAGACAAAAUAUAUUCAUCCUUGGACCUGGAUGUCAGUGCAGCCCAGGAUAAAAAUAAUAAAAAGAAAGUUGCACAAAAUGCACAAUGCAAAAUUAAAUGCACUAUGCACUGAAAUAUUAGAUGCAAAAGGUAAACCCAAGCUCUAUCAAAAGAAGAACAAAGCAAUUUUGUGCACAUGGAACAUGCAUGCAUUUAAAUUAAACAUUAGAGUAGAUUCAUAGUUGAGAUCUGCAGGACAAUGCUGAUGCUAGAGUGACUGCAUGCAAACAUGAACGGCCUGAAGGCUCUAAAAAUAAGUUGCGAUGAUGUGAGGAGGUUAAAACACUCAGCACUUAAAUGGGAGCAAAGGAUCUCGACUCCUGUCGAAAAGGUUGUCCGAAAAAAUUACGGGUUACAGUUUGACAGGUUGAAGAAAUCUGACGCUACUUUCGAAGACCAAGGCGACCAACAUCAACGGAACAAUCCAUCUCCCCCGUUUGAGGCAAAUCUGAAUGUGUUGCCUCUGACAGUAUUUUUUCUGAUGCUGUGAUGGUUGCAUUUUUAAGACAUAAAAAAACCCAGUGGAAACAUCCACCACAUCUCACUCACACUAAUGAUGAAGCGCCAGAGAAAUCUUCCAGAGGAACGACAGCAAACUGUGGAAACGAGCCUCAUCUGUUUUUGUUUCUUCAUCCCGGUGGAGUUGUCACAACCCCCUUCAGAGCAAAGCAGAACUGGGGGAGAACACUUCCAGGACUUUUGGAACAGUUCUUGAGAGCUUAAUUGGAUUCUUGGCCUCUUUGCAGACGGACAGAUUCACGGACACCUUUAUAUUUAGAGUGAGGAGCGGUGAUAAAAGAGACGACAGUGAUGGAACAGGGUGCCGUUCAGGGGAACAGAUAAAUGGCUUGCAUGAUUUAAAGCCUCCUAUUUUCAUCUCGGCCCACAUCCAUCGCAUGGAGCUCUGAUUAUUGUAGCCUGGUUGUUUUCCAAAAUGAAGAAGACUGGGAGGACGGAUCAAUCUGUGAUAACGACGCAGCCUAUACAGCCCUGACAGAAUGAGACUGAAAUGUGAUUAUGAGAGGUGUGCGAGUGUGUGCGCUGGGGGAGUUUCUUACAAAGCCAACCGACAAUAUUUUACAUUCAGUGCACUGCAUGGAGACAUGAGUCCAUUCAGCCAGUGAAAAAUAGAAAAUGAAAAAGAGGAGGACAUUACCCGAGCAUAUAAAUCCUGAGCUGAUGGUUAAAGUAAUAUCAAUAACUCAUAAAGGCUAGUCCACACUUUUACUCGUGGUGCUCUAUGAAUCUAAAACCCUCAUAUAGUUCAGCAAUACAUAUUACUAUUGACUGUACCAGCAGUAGUAUGUCAUGUGCAUACUAUAGAAAGGUCACAUGUUUACAACCACUUCAAUUUAAAGGAGACACAUUCUGCUCGUCUUCAGAUUUAUGAUUUAAAUUUCCUCGAGUGUCGACCUGACACUUUAACUUUAACAUUUACAAAAAAACCUGUAUAACACACGAGGAGAGAAACAGUGAAAAGCAUCAUGUGUGUCUCUUUUAAAUAUAUUCAGCUACCCCCAUAUUUAUUAAAGGCAAGAAGUCAUCAGGUCAUGCUGCAUAUUUGUAUCUGUAGUCCUGCCUUUUUUGUUUCACUUGUUUUUGCAGACGACAACAGAAACAUUUUGUUGGAAAGUAAAGAAAGAAAAGACACAAGUGACGGACCAAAGAAGUACAGAUGAGAUGAGAGAGCAAACAGUGGCACAAGUUCAAACAUAUUUGAAGUGAAGUGCGGACUGACUCAAUUAAAGUAAGCUCCCACAGUGCUAACAACUGCUUUUGACUAAUUAUUUCUCUUAUCUCGCUGUAGAUGGAGGCUAAUUCAGGUCGCAGGAAGCUGAUAUACACCAAAGACGUUUCACAGAACAAAAGCGAGACAUCUCACGCUGGCGAAGAAACGCCGUUCAAGCUCGUCCUCUCCUGCACAGGGUCAAACCAUCUGAGGUACUUACAUUGAGCCCCUGCGCACUUAAAGAGCACAGCACCUUUGGGGGGAAGCGGGGUGGUAUCCAUGGCGACAUUCAUCACAUGCUUCAUCUGCCAAAACACACCAAGCGCCAGUGGUUUCCAUCACAACGGGGCGCCGGACUCGAUCCAAUUUAGAUGUCACUAUUAGCAUUUAGCAUUCGCAGUGCGGCUACCUCACGCUGUACAUGAGAUGAUGUCAAUCUGUGCGAUUGAAUUACGACCUUUACCUCUGAGUUGAGCUCGGCACACAGAGACGUGUCUGAUGUCUGGAAAAGAAAAGCACAAGUGUCAACACAGGCGAUCACAGUGUGGGUUGUAGUUUGAGUUACUAUGAGGGUGUAAAAUGACUUGCAUACUAACAUGUCGCUGAAUGACUGGUUUUAUAUGGCUAUUUUAUAAGGCAGCGCUUUCAUGUUACACACAAAUAUAUGCAUACUCCCACAUCUGACUGUUUGUAUCAGGUCGAUUUGAAUAAGCUCCAAGUUUAUGGUCAAAGGAUUUGAAUUUACAUCUAAAGCAAUAUUAAUGACAAUGGCACUGAAACAUCUCUAACAUGCACAGGGCGGAGAGAGGAAUCUGACAUAGCACUUCAACCACAUCACUCUUUAUCAUCCUCUUUCCCCGCUGUUGUAUAUAUUUAAAUAUAUUAUAUGCAUGUUUAUAAUGUGGAAAUACUAAUGUGUUUUUACUGCAAGGCUUAUGCAAGAUUUUAUACAAAGAGCUGCAUCGAUCCUUUAACCCCGUGUCCACAGUGGUAAGUAAAGAACUGACACGAAGUAAAUAUGAAUACUACACUUACACAAUUAUUACAGCACAAAUAUGACAAUACCCAGAUUUCAUAAAAAGCUGUAAACACUUCACCUCAUUUUUUUAUCGUCAAAUAUCUCAUUAAAACCAAACUUAUCAGAAACAUGAAUGCUUGAGUACAUUAGUGUCAUAAGAACUACUUCAAAUCACAGAAACCACGUUUGAGAAACAUUUAUUUCACAUAUACAUAGAUUUUUUUUUUUGUGUGGUCCAUGUCCCAUCUGCUAGAAGGGAGGAGUUGGGGGUUAAUGCCCUAUACUGCAGCCAGCCACCAGGGGGCAAUCAAGAUGAUCUUGACUGUAUAUAGAGGUGGACGACAUGACGGCUCCCCGAAAGUGAAGCCAGAUUCAUGUUAGAGUGAAGUGAAGAUGGCAACAGUUGAUUUACGAUCUUUGUGAAACAGAACUAUAGAAACUGGCGAGGCUGCUUCCAUAUGUAAAAGUUACGCGCCUUGCCUCAGUGAAUAUAUCUUUCUUUCUUUAAGUGAAGAUCAGAUGUGUCAUCCUAAAAAUAUGUUAUAAAACCUUGUUUGAAAGACACUUUUUUUAGCUUUGAAUUGUGACAGGAGAUUUCUGUCUGGUGUCUGCGGGAAUAAUAAAACUGUAGCUUCAGGCAAUCACAGCUGAUGUGAGCUUGGUGAAAGGAUUUCAUUUCUGUCAUUCAGAUUUCGCUCUGAUGUUUUCUGUUUCAUUUCACAUCGCAGCUGCUCAUUCUCAAAGACCCAGAACAGAAGUGCUGAUCCGUGUGUGGGCAGCAGGAGAUUUGAUAUAAUGUCCUUUCACUUCUGGUGGAUUCGCUCGUCUGUUAAUCUACUGUUCUCCGUAAUUUAAAAGAAAAGAAUGAAAAACCAUGAAACGAUGUCUGCGCCUCUAAUACCUUUGCUCACAAUAGAAAUUUGCUUUCGCACAAAAUAUCAGAAGAACUGUCGAGCGCAGUUUCCGACACAUAUCAAUUCAUUUCUAUUCACUCUUCUGCAAAUCUGUGGCUUCUCCUGUGCUCAGUUAUAUUUGAAUUUAGUCUUAUCUAUGAUUCACGACGGAUUCAUUGAAAACUAUCUCUGUCUCUUCGAGCACAGUCUUUUAUAGUAAGAGCAUUUUUAAAACAUGUACAUAUUCUUCUGGACAAACUGGUCCCAGCUCAGCUGCACUUUUACUCUGGGCUAUUUUGUGAACUGACAUGCAAUGCAUCCCGUCUGCUUGAACAAUGUUUUAUUAUCAUGCAUCUGUCUCCACCGUCACACUCCCAGCACUAAAGAAAGUUUUUAUAAAAGGGAAAAACCGUAUAAUCACUAUAUACUUUUCAUAUAAUCAGUGUGUUUGCUCUGGGACAUCGAUGUACGACAUCCCAAGUGCAUUUGCUGGAAAAUAAAAUAAUCACACUUCCUUCGAAUGAAUGAAUGAACAUGCUCGAUUACAUUUCAUGGUGAGAACUUUUUGUAGCAUCACAUUUAGCACCAAAAUACUUACUCUGAUAUUAUAGCAUAUAUCUGCUGUCCCAGUGUAAACCUAAGACUUUCUGUAACUGCAGCAUGCUGACCUGUAGAUUGCUUGUAGGACAGCAGGCGUGAUGAUGAUAGUUAAACAUUAUAGUAAUAAUAUGAAUUGCACUUUUCUGUACAGCUGGCCUGCUGAGUCCAUCCUCGUGUCUGACUCUGGUUUCCCAUGAUCGUCCCAACACUAAAAAACACCGAUCAGUGGUUCAGCUUAAAAAUUGUAAUUUCUCUGAUUAUGUGUUCACCCCUGUCUGUUUUUUUGUUUGGGAACAGGAUUGCUCAAAAUCCACCAAAUAGACUUUUUAAAAUUAACUUUCUGUAACAUUUAUUUUUUAACGUUUUCACCAAUUUCCCAGAGAAUAAUCAAUGGAUCUUGAGGGAAAAAAAUCUGGUUCAUAAAUGCAUUUUUUUGCAGUUUAUUUGAAAUGAAGGGGACUUGUCGGGCCUUGUCGGACGUUGCAAAACAAUAUAUGCUAAAUGUAAAAUAUGGAACAAGGAGCCUCCGUUAGGUUCUGUCAACAUUUCUGUUUGAAAACGCAAUUUGACUUUUGAGCGUCGCUAGUAUUCUUCCCUAAACUCCACAUCUGAACCAUGGAGCUGCAGUUCAAAAUAAAUGUUUUAAUGCACAUGAUAUAUUCCUCUAAGUUAUUGUUGAUCUACAGUUUCUAUGAAAUCCCGACAUUAAGAACAUAAACAUUCUUCAUUGUGACUUAGGUUAGGUUUUGGGAAACCACAGCUUCAGGGUGGCUCGAGGCUGAAUGUUGGUUUUAACCCAUGACUCAGGCAGGUGAAGUAUUGUCAUUGUCAAUAUUCCUGCUGUAGCUUCUGCAGAAAAAUUCAGCUAAACUAUUUUUACAUUAGAAAAAACAUCACCUUUACUUUUUACUCGAUUUUGUACUUUAUAGAAAUUAUGGUAUUUUCUAUAAUUCAGUAGUAUCUGUUUGAUUUCUGCGAUGAUAAGGAUAGUGAAUGUUAAAUGAAUAUACUGGUGUUAGGAGAAUUUGCUUUUUUAUAUUCAGGCUCUAUAUAUUUUUCUUUAUACUGUGUGUUGUUCCUGUGUCAUGAGUUUUGAUUCAGUUGAAUCAAUCAGUAAACCUGUGUGUAUUCCUCACUGAGAGUGAGAUAAUUUGAUUUAACCAAACUUUUUUAAAUGUCAGAAAUUCUGCUCUGGUCACUGGUUUGUUUGCAUUCAGGUUUGUAUUUGUACCGGUUGAUUUCAUUUCAAAAGUCUUCUUCAAACUUACCACAUCAGAUUCCAUUUGAUCAUUUUCCAAAUCUGAGUGAAUCAUUGACUUUUACAAUACUUCACUGCUCUGUCAUGAACAUGAAACAAUAAUGAUUUAUAUACCAAUAAGACCUUUUGGCAUCCUGCACAGA